AUGCCCUCUAUUGCCAUUCCGCAUAUCCGUCGUCGCUCGUCGGUCGCCAGUCCUGCCAGUGCUCGCUCAUCUCUCGAUGAGACCAAAAAUGGGUCCGCGAGCGGCGAUGAUGAGGUCGUCGAGCCCGAACAGGGAAGUGUCCUCUCGCACAUCAUUUCCCAGCUCCGACCGGGCGCAGACCUGAGCCGGGUCGUGCUGCCUACCUUCAUUCUCGAACCACGCUCCAUGUUGGAGCGAAUCACGAACUUCAUGGCCCAUCCGGAAACCCUAUUGCCCAUGCCUACUGUUGAUGACCCGCUCGAACGCUUCGUCUCGGUAGUCAAGUUCUAUCUAAGUGGAUGGCACAUCAAGCCUCCCGGCGUGAAGAAACCUUUGAACCCCAUCCUCGGAGAGACCUUUACCUGUUACUGGGAUUAUCCCGACGGAACCCGCGGAUACUAUGUCGCUGAGCAGACCUCCCAUCAUCCUCCCAAAUCGAGCUAUUUUUUCAUGGCCCCCGAACAUAACAUCCGGAUCGAUGGUACCCUGAAGCCCCGCAGUAAGUUCCUGGGUAACUCGGCGGCGAGUAUGAUGGAGGGCAUUGCGAUCCUGCGGUUUUUGAACCGCGGCGAGGAUAAAGAAAAGGGCGAACGAUACAUCCUAACACAACCGAAUAUGUACGCCCGGGGGAUUCUGUUCGGGAAGAUGAAAUAUGAGCUCGGUGACCACAGUUACGUGCGGUGUCCAGAGAAUCACCUCGUGGCCGACAUCGAAUUCAAGACCAAGGGUUAUUUCUCCGGCACCUACAACGCCAUUGGCGGAACUAUCAAGAACGAGAAGACGGGAGAGGUCUAUUACGAGCUCUCUGGUCUGUGGAAUAGAGAGAUGUACAUCAAAGACGUCCAGACGAACCAUAAAGAACUCCUUUUCGAUGCAACGCACGCAAAGCAUACUCCUCCAACCACCCGGCCCAUAGAGCAGCAGGGGGAACGCGAAUCACAACGCUUAUGGCAAAGCACUGCCAAGGCGGUUAUUGCGGUGAAUCACGAACUGGCCACCGAUGAGAAAACUAAGAUUGAAGAUCGCCAACGAGAAGAAGCCGCCAAACGAGCAGCAGAGGGCGUUGAAUGGCAUCCCAAGCUCUUCCACCGUGUACAUAUAGGACCGGGUGGCGUAGAUGAGGGCGAAGAGAGUUUAGAUUGGAUCAUCAAUGCGCAUGUCGAUUCACACGACCCCGAACUAGCCCACAAGCAGAUCCUAUCCAUUGCUCCGAUCAUAGAUGGUCAGACAGAGUCCUCCCAGUUUCACAUCCCGACCUAUAAGCCGACUGGCAAAGAAACAGCAUCCGGUCAGAAUGAUGAUUCUGUGGAGCGAAAAGACUCCCGCACAGCGGAUAUUGACGCAUAUGUAGACGCAGCAGAUGCACCCAAGCCAUGA
Messenger RNA from Aspergillus tanneri, 1416 nucleotides. Its product is annotated as OSBP family protein. The transcript is spliced from 8 exons. Gene Ontology annotation, cellular component: membrane; intracellular membrane-bounded organelle; cytosol. Gene Ontology annotation, molecular function: sterol binding. Bases 1 to 1416 code for a protein of 471 amino acids. NCBI's taxonomy places the organism in Eukaryota, Fungi, Ascomycota, Eurotiomycetes, Eurotiales, Aspergillaceae. The record is from RefSeq and is a predicted model, not a curated record.